Messenger RNA from Prunus armeniaca (apricot), 261 nucleotides. The record is from the annotation of a GenBank genome assembly. NCBI's taxonomy places the organism in Eukaryota, Viridiplantae, Streptophyta, Magnoliopsida, Rosales, Rosaceae.
AUGCAUGAACUCGCCUGCAAUAACCGGGAGGUUGAAGGCCAGGGUUUCGGGGUGGUUCAGGUGGAGCCAGGAAGCCGCCGUUUGGAAGCCUUCUGUAUCGUUGAUGCCGCGGCCGCCGCGAGGAUGGAAGAGGAGGCUGCAAAUGAUCUUGAGGGUGGUGAGGGGAUUAUGGGACCAGGCCGAGGGAAGGAGCUGGUUCAGAUAGUUAAGGUUGGCCUGCUGCUUGGCCGGGGUCCAUGGGUUGAUGAGGCGGUAAAAUAG